GUUGAGAGAGUCAUAGCGUCUAUAAGUACGAGCUGGAUGCACUAGUGGCGCACAGAUUUCAGAUUUUUGCGAUUAUUUUCUUGUGAUGGACUCAGCUCAUGUUGGUGGGUUUGCGAACUACAGCGCCGGAGGAUUGACUUGCCCGUCUCAUCCCAAACUUGUACGCGUGGACGAGGGCGACGAGAAUGUUGUUGUCGAUGCGUGGAUUCCUCGUGGGGUUCAUACCGGAUCGCAGUCGAGUGAGAGUCAGUUGAGAUCCCAGAUUCCCCUCCAACCUGCCGGGGCUCGCGCUGCUGAGCCGAGCAACAAGCGGGCCAGACAUGGAGUUGUCAAGAGAAGCGGAAAGAAAUUCCUCAGGACAGGCCAAUCCAAAGGCAGAUCGUUGCUGAUGUUCGGUACCAAGGCUCAAGACAAACCACGACCUGUAACUCAGUUUAGACGAUCAGGUCCAUCGUUUGAUUUCCACUACGACGAUUUGGAUGUGAAGAUAUUACUUACUAAGUUUGAGCAGGUUCGAAAGCAGUACAGGAAGGAAAAUAAGAAGGAAAUGUCAGCUCUGAGGGAUUUCUGUCGGGACUACUGGUAUCUGUUUUGCAAUGGCCGAGCGAGCAUAGACGGGAAAGUGCCUGGCAUCAAGGUCGGGCAGUGUUUUUAUCUGAGAACUGAGCUUUUUCUAGUGGCUCUUCAUCAUCGGAUACAAGCUGGCAUCGACUACUUCCCUGUCUCGAAAAGCCCUGUCAUGGCAGGAGGCGAGCGUGUGUCGGUAGCUGUUAGUGUGGUAGUGACAGGGAAUUUUGAGGAUGAUGUGGAUGAAGGCGAGAGGAUUAUGUAUUGUGGCGAAGGAGGGAGGCCUUUUGAGGGAGUGGACAAGGGACAACAAACUCAGGAUCAGACUCUAGUCAGGGGCAAUCUUGCUCUGUACAAUUCCUAUAAGUUGGGUAGGUCCGUUCGAGUGAUUCGUAAACAUAGGGAUGAGUCGAGUCCAUCCGGAUAUAUUUACUCGUAUGAUGGACUUUAUAAGGUCAGCCAAUCUUACAGGAAACGAGGAAAAAGCGGAUUGUUCGUCUUUAUGUUCGAGCUGAACCGACUGCCGAAUCAAGGACAAUUGAAGUGGUAGUCAGGACGGGUUCUAACUUGAGACUGUUGAAAUGAUUUGGAACAUCAUCUUCCAGAUCGACGCCCUUCCGUGUUCAACACUUUUGAAUGCGGUCGAAAAUUUUGUUCAGUUUUAGCUGACUGAUGGAUACAAAGUUCUUCCAGGCACGCUUACAGAAAUUCGAAGUUUGGACCACUUUGGCCUAGAAAUCAUCUUGUGAGUGCUUGUUGCCCACGAAAAGCGAUUCGAGGGGCGAUUCCUUGCACCGGGAUGUGAGGAGAUUGAAACCUGGAGCAAAUAAUACACGAGAGAAGUGCACAGCGAGAGCUGAUGACAGCAUCUUCGUACCCUUCAUUUCAUUUCAGCUUUCAAAUAUUCGAUCGUUAAAGGUUGGCACUCCUUGAUGGUCAACGUGACCGUUUGCUUCAGCGUUGGCCUUAACGGGACGACGGGUUAAUGUCAGCGAGGCCGAUUCCAGGAGCUUGUUCACUCUCGGAGCAACAGACAUUACAGUACGCAUACACAGGGUUGGCUACACCAUGUCAGUCAAGGCUCUCGACCAGCGAGUUCAUGUGAGGUUUCAGGUGGUGCGUAAGUUGUCCAAGGUUUCCAAUUUUGCUGUCAUAGUCCAAAUACAGAUGGUGGACCUGUAAGCAGCUUCUGUGAAGGAGUGUGUAUCUAUAAAAAGUUCUGAGCCAGUGCAAGAUACUGGUUGUCAUGAUUUUUGAAGUGUAAUAUGGAGUUCGAUUUUAUCAUGACGCUGUCGUGUAUAGGUAUUGUGCAUCCAGUCCGAACGCAAGGACCUGAACUUUGAACUACGUUUGUAACUUUUCCAAUUCCUUUUUUGUGUUUUGGUCUCUGUGUUUGUGUGUUUCUCUGUUUUGGUCCAGCCUUGUGCAAGACUACACUCAGUCUCGGUGUUUCGGAAGAUUGGCUUUUCUAGUGAGUCGUAAAUGAUGAUGGAGUUGAGUUCGAGUACCAUAAAAGGUCAAUACUCUGUAUUUACCCGAUUCUGCGUUCUGGUCUGCUCAGGAAAAAAGUGGCGAUGGUGGUAAUGGAUUGCGUUACACCACCAUUAGCAGGGUUGAUCAGAGUUUCAAUUGGUGAUAUAAUGCGUGAUGAUUGCCGUGAUAUUUGGCUGUAGUUUUGUGUAGAAAGGAAUAUUGUGUCAUCGGGUGAGUUCUCGAUGUGGAACUCACCGGAUGAGACUAUGGUAUGUAGCAAUAUUCAGAGAACUGAUUCAAAGUGAACAAUUUCAUUCGGUAGAAAGAUGUACUUGAGAACAGGGGAAUCUGCAGAUUACACAGAAGCAGGAAAUCGCAUCACACAACUGAUGCAGCUGAGUAUGAUUAAUGGCUUGAUCCAGUAAGAUCGGUAUAAACCUGCGCAAAACUCACUAUGGCGAAAUGCAAAUCACGUUGAUGGUAGUAAAGGUUUGGUUUGUGAUAUCUGUGCUGCGUCGAUUGUUGUCCUCGUUUCAACAGUCUCCAUCAACCCACUCGAGGAAACGUCGGUAGCAAUAAUAAACCCACUGUCACCCAACUUUGUACCACGCCUACACCACUGUCCGAUAAACGAGCCAACCUCGUAACUUCAGAACACUCUUGUAGAUUCAUUGUACAUCUGUACAGAUUGAAAGUGUGUUCAUAUUCGUUCAAUUGUUAGUUGACACACAUUUGAGGUAUGACAUACAUUUAAAUGUUUCCAAGUGAAGGAGUAAUCGUUUCAUGACUCCCGUGUAAACUUGAGUACAAAGGAUAGUGUAGGUA
Marchantia polymorpha subsp. ruderalis is the source of this 2865-nucleotide messenger RNA. NCBI's taxonomy places the organism in Eukaryota, Viridiplantae, Streptophyta, Marchantiopsida, Marchantiales, Marchantiaceae. The record is from the annotation of a GenBank genome assembly.